AGCAGGGAGAGAUCGGAAGUCCUUCGGCUGCACGGUUUGGAAGCUGAUCCACUAUGCUUCGUGUCACCACUGCCUCCCUGUGCACCCGCUGCCAGAGGAUGAGGCUCCUGGUUCUCAACUCUGCCUCUGCCUUCACCGUGACGUCUCCCAACAAAAAGCCUGAGAACCAGCUCACAGUGGACUCGCUCUAUGAACUGUCUGUGGACAUCCGAAAGGUACGCAAGUCCAAGGGCUGGGUUCUGUCCGAGAGCUCCGCGUACGUGUCUGAAACGGCUGACCUGUUGAGGGACAUGGGGGCGGACACGUCGGUGAUCGCCUGCAUCCUGGAAACUCACCCUGAAGCUGUCCUGUGUCGGCCGGAGGAAGUCGCCUCCCAGCGAGAGCUUUGGGUGUCCGUGUGCCCCAACAAGCGUGAACUAAUGAGCAUCAUUGAGAAGUUCCCGGCUUCUUUCUUCACAUUAACUCACCAUAGCAACCAGCGGGACAACAUCCUUUACCUCCAGAGUCUACGCCUCAGCAACAGGAUCAUCGGCAAGCUGAUGGCCAGCGCCCCGCAGAGCUUCGCUCGACCCGUGCAGCUGAACAAGGAGGUCAUCCACACUCUGAGGGAGACCUACCUGGACCUUGGGGGUGAUGAGGGCAACCUGCGCAUCUGGCUGCAGAAGCUCCUCAGCCAGAACCCGUUCAUCCUGCUGCGGCCUGCUGAAGCCUGGAGGGACAGUCUGGGCUUCCUGAGGGAGCAGGGCUUCACCACAGAGGAGCUCCUCAGCCUGGUCUCAAGCCUCAGAGCCUCCAUCGCAGAGCUGCAGCCUGAGGCCAUGCGGCAGGCGCUGGCCUACGUCGAGGGGGCUCUCGCCUGCUCCAAGGACGAACUCAAGCAAAUAGUGAUCCACUGUCCGGCCAUUUUGUACUACUCCUUGCCCACGCUGGUGGGGCGUUUCCAUGGACUGAUGGAUGUCGGCGUGAGCAUGGAGCAGGUGAAGGAAUCACCGAAUGUCCUGGAGCUCACCACGCAAAUCGUGCUCUAUCGCAUCCAGAAGCUGGCGUCCUACGGGUACGACGUGUGCUCUGGCAGCCUGGACGUUAUCGUGGGAACUAAGAAGGACUUUGAGAUGAGUUAUAGCAAGCUGCAUCUCCGGCAGCAGCGGCCGCUCUUCAACCCUGUAGCUCCACUCAGAUCUGCUGAGGACUGAAUGUUCGCCGAUAUGCUGCACGAUAUGAGGAAUGUGUGUUGAAUAUCGCGAUAGCAAUUUGACUUGCGAUGGAUAAAAAGAUGUCAACGUGUACGAGGUUCUGCUGCUUUCAGUUUAAAGCUAAAAGGAAAAAGAAUGAUUUUAAAGUGCAGUUUUCUACUGAUACUCUUUCAACUAACGCAUAAAGUCCCUGAGCACAAGUUAACAUUGAAACGAUAAUUUAAAAAGCUGCAAUAUGCUGUUACACAAGGAGGGUUUCUGGGGAAAGAAGAGGUGUUGUUGAAUGAUAUUUGAUGCCCUUUGGGAAAGGGUUCACAACUUUACCUUCGUGUAAGACACACGAAGAAGAGAGGCAGUUUGGAAUCAAAACCCAACCUCCAGCAAUACACCACUUUUAUUGAGAGCAACUUUAUUAUGAAACUAAUGUUUCAGCCUGUGGCCUUCAUCGUGCUUUCUUGCUGAGGGCUCCUGUGAAAAUAUGACUGUUUUGUAACUCGUACGACAAACGUUGAAAUAGUGAUGCAUGGAAAUGAGCCAUUCUUGUAAAUUACUGCUAUUAACUAAAUGAGUGGUAACACGAGGAGCAAUAAAUGUUUUCAUUGACAAUGUUCCACACAAUGAUUUCUCAUAUCAAAAAUAUAUUAGGAGUCUACAAGAAAACAAACAUACAAUAUUCAAAUAUAAGUUGUAUGUGAAAUUAGCAAAUUCAUUAUAUUAACGCAAAGAUAUGUACAGUGUAACAGCGCCGGGCCGUGCGGUCCACAUGAUCAUAUACAGAUGUUGUGUCCAUGCAACAGUCAA
Messenger RNA from Cottoperca gobio, 1994 nucleotides. Its product is annotated as transcription termination factor 2, mitochondrial-like. Gene Ontology annotation, molecular function: double-stranded DNA binding. The record is from RefSeq and is a predicted model, not a curated record. NCBI's taxonomy places the organism in Eukaryota, Metazoa, Chordata, Actinopteri, Perciformes, Bovichtidae. Gene Ontology annotation, cellular component: mitochondrial matrix. The transcript is spliced from 2 exons. Gene Ontology annotation, biological process: termination of mitochondrial transcription; regulation of DNA-templated transcription. The coding region runs from base 54 to 1193 and encodes 379 amino acids.